Rana temporaria (common frog) is the source of this 1627-nucleotide messenger RNA. It is a transcript of the gene SH2D5, whose product is annotated as SH2 domain containing 5. The transcript is spliced from 10 exons. Lineage: Eukaryota; Metazoa; Chordata; Amphibia; Anura; Ranidae. The record is from RefSeq and is a predicted model, not a curated record. Gene Ontology annotation, cellular component: postsynaptic density. Bases 64 to 1611 code for a protein of 515 amino acids.
GAUGGGAGACACACCUGGGAGAGAAGUCGGCAGCACUGAAGGGAGCCGGCGGCCGUGUGACGGAUGGAGAACUGUGACUGUGCACCCCGGCAGAUCCAGUCUGUCCGGUGUGAGAUGCAGAAGUCGUGCCCGGAGGGGUCCUCGGCGGGGCCCGGUGCCAAGCCUCGUAUCAUCACCAAGUUUGCAGAGUAUGUCGGCUCGUUCCCGGUGAAGGAAGCGGACUCCAGGAGAAGAGUCUGGAUUAUAGAAGAGCAGAUGCGGUUCCUUAAGGACUGCCCCCGGCGCAGAGCCGUCACCCUGAAGUUCUGCCUCCAGGGAGUGAAGAUGUACGAUGCUGAGGGAGAGACCCUGCUUAUGGCGCACGCCCUCCGACGCAUUCAGUACACAACCUGCAGGCCCGAGGACCGACAGUUCGCCUUUGUGUCACGCAACCCACACAGACCAGCCAAUCAGCUCUUCUGCCACCUGUUUGUGGGAGGGCAGCCCAGCGAGGCUCAGGUGUUGAAUCUGCUGCUAUGUCGCUCCUUCCAGCUCCAAUAUUUAUAUUUACACCCCGAGAUGGAGGACAUGAAGGCCUCGGCCUGUGCGGCUCCCAAGGGGCAGAGAAAAGGAUUCAAAGGCGGAGUCAUAAGGGAACCGCUUGACCCCGAACAAGUCACCCCCAAUGUCAACGCUUUGGUGUCUUUUAGGAGGCUUCCGGGGGCCGGGGAGGACGGCCUUACCAGCAGCCAAAGCGAGAUAUCAGAGGGAGCGAACAUCCCCCGGAGCUCCUCAUCCGACACUCCCUACUGCUCCCCCACACUCGUCCGCAAGAAGGCCAUCCGCAGCAAAGUCAUUCGAUGUGGAGCGUACCGCUGUCCCAACUACGAGUCCCAACUCCGGAGCGGGAUCAGACCCCAGACCACAGGUAGGACCAAUCACAGUCUGUCGGAGUUGUCGGAGAAGCCGGACGUCUUGGUGGACGCGGUGUGGUUCUGCGCUGGGAUUGACAGGGACUCGAGCCUCAGCCUGCUGAAGGAGGACCGUAUGGGGGCCUUCCUACUCCGCCCGGACCCCGGGUGCUCCGGACACUUCACUCUCUACAUGAGCACCCAGUGCGGGGUCAUCCCCUACAAGAUCUACACCAAUCAGAAGGCCAAGUACUGCUUCGAGCACCUCCCCCAGCAGUUCCCCAGCCUGGCAUCCUUGGUGGAGCACCACGCCGGAGCGGAGGGCAGCCUCUUCUUCCAGCUGGCACACGGCAGAGUGAAUCCGUGCUACGAGACGGAGGACCCCCGAUCCAGCCCGCCCUCGCCCCGAGAGACGGAGGACCCCCGAUCCAGCCCGCCCUCCCCCCGAGAGACGGAGGACCCCCGAUCUAGCCCGCCCUCCCCCCGAAAGACGGAGGACCUCCAAUCCAGCCCGCCCUCCCCUCGAGGGACGGAGGACCCCCGAUCUAGCCCGCCCUCUCCCCGAAAGACGGAGGACCCCCAUUCCAGCCCGCCCUCCCCCCGAGGGACGGCAGACACCGAGCAGAGACCGGCCCAGGAGGAGAAGGAGGAGGUCACCCAGAGGCAGGACGAAGGAUCACCAACCGACGCCCCCACACCAUUUAUACACCUUACAAUCUGAUUGGACAACCUCAGUG